CCAUUUAAAUUUUCUCCUCGUCUUUUCAGUCCAGUCAGACAGAGAACAGAAUUUUUCUUCUUGAAGAAAGUUAUAAGAUCUCUAAAUCAGAAGACAUGUGGUGGGAAUCGGAGUGUUGAGUAAGAGGGAAAACUGAAAAGAGAAGCACUUGAAGUUGGUAAUACAUGGCCGGUUGUGUCGGAAAGUGGCAGGCAUUUUCUCCCUAGGAAACAGCGGAGAGAACAAGCACCACCACCACCACAGACCCAACACUUAAUAUCUUACAGAACUUAUUUAGUCUAUUCAUUGCCCCACUCGACAGGAGGAGCUAGCCAAAUCGUUUUAAAGUAUAGAGAUGGGGACGAAUAGUGUAAGCAAUACAAAGCAAGAUAAAUCUUCGCAAGGCUCCAAUCCUCGUAGUAACCGGAAACAAGAUUUGACGUGGAACUAUGUUAGUGAAGGUGUUGAUUCAAAGGGGAAGAAAGUAACGGCAUGUAACUUCUGCGGAAAGCAAUACGUUGGAAUCAGCAGCAUGAAACAACAUUUGGCUGGUCUGAAUCAAAGUAAAACUGCAUGCAAGGAAGUUUCUUCAGAGGUUCGAGAUUCUAUCGUACAAUCCAUGAAAGAAAACAAAGAGAAGACGAAGGAGAAAAUUGUUGUGGAUCUUGAGAUGACAGACUAUGAAGUAAAGGAUGGUCAAAGUUCUCAACAAUCUUGCACUUCCCAAAGUAGAAAAAGAAAGAGAGAAGCUACACCAGGAAAAGAAAAGAUGGCUGAAUCAGAAUCAGCAAAGCAACACAUUGAUCGCAUUCGCAGGACUAAGUUUUCUAUCGGUGGAGACGAGAAUCCGUUGACGGAAGAUCUUCAUCAGGCUGUGAAGAAUCUCUCAGCUGAGCUCUAUGCCAAGGAUGUUCACUUCCUCAUGGAGCUUAUCCAAGUAAGCAUUCUGCUGGAUGUAGAAACCAUGUUUCUUGUAUUUUUUUUUUUUUUGUCGAAGGAGUUAAAUGUUCCAUUUGGUUUCCAGAACGCUGAGGAUAAUGAGUACCCGGAAGGUGUGGAUCCAUCUCUUGAAUUUGUGAUUACAUCUGAUGACAUCACAGCCACUGGAGCUCCAGCGACUCUCCUUAUCUUCAACAACGAGAAGGGCUUUUCAGACAAGAACAUAGAGUCCAUUUGCAGUGUUGGAAGGUCCACCAAGAAAGGAAACCGAAAACGCGGUUACAUUGGAGAGAAAGGUACCAUAAGACCUCAAAUACAAAACUUAACUUUCAAAAGACCCUUGUCCUUACAUAUGUGUGUUCUUUUUCAAUCUUUGGCAGGAAUCGGAUUCAAGAGUGUGUUUCUGAUUACUUCUCAGCCUUAUAUUUUCAGCAACGGGUAUCAAAUUAGAUUCACCGAGGCACCUUGCAGCCACUGCAGCCUUGGUUACAUUGUUCCCGAGUGGGUUGAGCAACAUCCUUCUCUUGUCGACAUACAAAGGAUCUACGGUUCAGGUUCUUCUCUUCCGACCACAACCAUCAUCUUACCACUAAAGAGUGACAAAGUAGAGCCGGUGAAAGAACAGCUCUCUAAUGUUCACCCUGAGGUUCUCUUGUUCCUUUCCAAGAUCAAGAACCUAUCUAUCAGAGAACACUGCCAAGAUCCUAACCUUAGCACAGUGAACUCCAUCGGUAUCAUAACCGAGACGAAUUUCAUGACGAGGAAGAGCAUUGAUGCUGAGUCUUACACAAUCCAUCUCUCUGCUAGUGAAACAGACACAGAGAAACAAUGCAGUUACUACAUGUGGAGACAAAAGUUCCCAGUGAAACAGGAGAGCCGUGUUGAAAGAAGAACCGAAGUCCAAGAUUGGAUGAUAACUUUAGCCUUUCCAUUAGGCGAGCGUCUUAGCCGUGGAAACACCUCUCCUGGCAUCUAUGCCUUUCUUCCUACGGAGAUGGUAACAAACUUCCCAUUCAUCAUCCAAGCAGAUUUCAUCCUUGCGUCAUCAAGAGAAAUUAUACUACUUGAUGAUAUAUGGAACCAAGGGAUUCUCAGCUGUGUUCCGUUAGCCUUUGUGAACGCAUUCACCACCUUGGUGAAAAAGACCGAUGCUCCUAUCUCUAGUUUGCUGUCUACUUUCAGGUUCUUGCCUGUAACACAAUCUAGCUACGCUAAGCUGAAUGUUGUUAUAGAUUCCAUCAAGGAAAGAAUCUGCGCUGAGGAGAUUGUGCCGAGCGUGUCACAUUUAGGACAGAAGUUCUUUCACAAACCAUGUGAAGUUGGUCGGCUCAUCCCUGCCUUCUGGGUCAUCUUGGAGAAGGCGAGAAGAGAAGGCGCAAGGUUACAGAACAUAUCAUCACAUGGAGUCUACAUUUUGGAUUCUUCUUUUGACAAAAAAGAGAAUGACUCCGUUCUAAACUUCUUGUCUUUGAGAGAAGUCAGCAACGAAUGGUACUCAAAAUGCAUUCAAGGGUGUGAUCUUGUGACUAGUGUAUCAGAAAGUACCUACGUGGAGAUUCUUCUCUUCAUAGCUCAGAACUGGGAUUCGAGAUUCAAGAACACAAACAUGGUUAAGGUUCCUCUUAUCAAGUACCAUGUUCAAAAGGGAGCGACUCAUCUCACCAGCUUGGAAGAGUUCAAUCCUCGGACGUUAUGCCUCGUCGCAGAGAAGAAUCACUCAUGGUUGCUUGAUUGGAAUGGUGAGUUCAGAUGCAUGUCUGAUUGUGUUUUUCUUCCACAUGAAACCAGGAAAGCGUUGAAUGCAUGCUCUACUAAUAUGGAUGUAAUACGUAACUGGCUUGGAGAGAAGAUUACUUUGAUGGAUCUUAGUGUCUCUCUAUACGCACAAUGUCUCUUGCGUAGUCUUAAGAAAGACAACAGGCUUGUGGUGGCAUACGCACACUUUCUGCAUCACUCAGUCACCAAGGGGUUUCUAUCAGUUGAUGAGGCUAAGAAAUGUUGCCAAGACAUGCCGCUUGUGGACAACUAUGGGAAUGUUAAGACGAGUACCUUCGGUGUUCUUGUUCCCGCUGGCGCAGGUAAAUGGGUUAGCUUAAUAACCGGGUCGAAUCCUUGGAGGCAGGACGGUUACAUAGAGCUUUGGGAAGAGUAUAUGACGUCUGGCGUGUUCGCUGGUGUUCGGUCUAAACAGAGAGAGCUUCUUGGGUUCUUGAAAGAAUAUGCUAAAGCUGGAGAUGUACCUGAAGUAGCACCACCGAAUGCUGCUCUACCUGCGUUGUCCGGAGCUCUUCAGAAACAGAAUGUUUUUCUUCUUUUGGAGUGGAUUAGAAGACAUAGAAACUCUCUUCCUUCAAAGUUUCUUGAUUCAGUCAAAGGAGGAAGCUGGCUGAGAACUAAGAUGAAUGCAAGCUAUGAUUAUCGCCCGCCUUCUCAGUCUUUUUACCAUACUUCCUCAUGGGGAAGCGUUCUGAAGAACGGAUCAGUUCUUGUGGAUGUUCCACUUGUUGAUAGGAGCUUCUACGGUAAGAAGAUUGAGAGCUACACAGAAGAGCUGAAAACUGCGGGAGUUAUGUUUGAGUUUAGUCAAGCAUGUACAUUUGUUGGUGAACACCUUAUGCGUUUGGCUGGGACCUCAUCGCUGUCAAGAGAGAAUGUGUUUUCUAUUCUUAAGUUCAUCAGAAACUUGAGAGAGAAGCUCCUCUCACCUGAUGAUUUCAUCACAUCCAUCAAAGGUCGCUCUUGGCUGAAGACAAGUUCAGGUGACAGAUCUCCAGUGGGAGCUGUUCUGUUCAGUGAAGAGUGGAAAGCUGCCUCUCUGAUAAGUGAGAUUCCGUUUGUUGAUGGAGACGCCUACGGUGAAUCUGAGAUCAGUGGGUUCAAGGAAGAGCUGAAGCUGCUAGGGGUUGUGGUUGAGUUUCCUAACAAUCACGGUCUCAUAGUCUCUCAUUUGAAGCCUGAAAAGCUGAACUAUCUUACAGCAGAUGCAAUGAUCUUACUACUUGAGUGCAUGCGUAACUUCACUUCUCAGCAUCUGGUUGAUUCCUUAAGAAGCUCUCAGUGCCUCAAGACAAAAGGAGGCUACAAGUCACCUGCUGAGUGUUUCAUAUCUGAUCCUGACCAGACUUGCUUUCUAACAGUCUUCGAUGAUGUCUUCCCAUUAGUCGAUGAUAGUUUCUAUGGAAGCAGAAUCAGUUCCUACAAAAAGGAGCUAGGACAGAUUGGUGUUGUGGUUCAGGUUGAAGAAGCUGUGAAAGCGUUUGUGAGAGCAUUCAAGCAGAAAGCUGCCUCAUCUUCUCUAACACGAGACAACGCUUUGUCUCUUCUGUCUUUCUACAAGAAACUGAUGGGAAGUGAUCACAAGUUUCCUGAAGAAGUUAUGAAAAGCUACACAGAGUUACAAUGGCUGCAAACAACACUAGGCGGCUUCCGUGCACCAGAGGAGUGCAUUCUCUUUUGUUCAGAGUGGGAACCUCUCCGUCUUAUAGCCAAUCUCCCCUUUAUAGAUGAUACCCCAAAGUGGUACGGCAAGAGUAUACACAGCUACAAGAAGGAGCUAAGGAGCUUGGGAGUCACUGUUGAGUUAAAACAAGGAAUGAACCAUUUGGUUAGCUCCUUAAGUCUCCCUGAUGAGUCUAGUAGCAUCACUCCUUCAAGUGCUCUGUCUCUUCUUAAGUGCGUCACGUUCUUGAUUGAGGAUGGUAGAAAACUCACUCAGGAGUUUCUAGACAAGGUCUCUGUCAGAUGGUUGAAGACACAUGCUGGUUACAACAGUCCUAAAGAGUGUCUUUGGUUUGAUAAAAGCUGGGAACUAGAGCCUUGUGAUGGUCCCUUCAUCGAUGAAAAGUAUUAUGGCUCUAAGCUUAUGUCUUUCAAGAGAGAGCUUAUUGAGGUUGGAGUUGUUGACGAUCCAGACAAAGCUAGGCAGUUGCUUGCUACACACGUUUAUACUCAUUCUGAUUCCGAUGCAAUUUCCCGGAUAUAUAGAUUUCUCAGUAAAACCGAAUGGAAACCAGAGAAAGACUCGUCGUCUUCUUCAGGCAGGAUUUGGAUUCCGAGCGAUGAGAAAUGGGCAGAUGUUUCUAGCUGCGUGGUCAGUGAUGAAGACAAGCUCUUUGGAUCACACCUAAACGUUCUUGAAAACCAUUACAAGAGUUAUGAUCUUCUGUACUUCUUCUCAUCUGCAUUUAACGUGAGAAUAACACCAUCAGUUGAAGAUUACUGUGCUUUGUGGAAAGACUGGGAGAGAACAAAGGACAGAUUGUCAAGCCAUGAAUGCUGUGCGUUCUGGAGCUUCCUUGUGCGACACGGUAUAUCCGAGGACUUACUCUCUGAAUCAUUCUCUCGUUUGCCGGUAAAGACAACAGAUAGCAGCAAUGAUGAAGAAGGAAUCUUGUUGUCUAGCAAAAGCGACGUGUUCAUAGCUGAUGACUUGCUCUUGAAGGAUCUUUUCAUUGACUCCCCUGUUUUUGUAUGGUACCCAACUCCAAGCAACCCUAGAUUGUCACAAACGAAGCUUAUGGAGCUUUACAGGAAAAUAGGAGUCAAAGACAUCUCUCAAUGUGUCGAGACUUCAGAAGCUAAGUUAACAGACCGAACCAAAGUCAAGAAGCAAGAGAAGAGUUUGAUCGGACCAGGGCUAGUGAGGCUGGUUCUAGGGUUUCUCUCUGAUCCAUCUCUUAAGAUAGAAGCUGAGGAACGUUCAAGAAUCAUAGAAAGUCUUGUUAGCCUCAGUGUUCUCCAAACUCCGGAGACGAUCUCAACGGAUUACACUCUGAAACUACCGUCAAAGGGAGAGAAGCUGGUGGCAAAAGCUAAGAAGGUGAUGAGGUGGGAGAGAAAGGAAGGAGUUGUUUAUGCGGAGAAGAUUAAAAAAACUUGCGGGAAAAGAAAAGUUUUGGAGUACGCCACGUGUUUCGCUGAGGUGAUUGCUAAAGGAGUGAUGAGUGGUAGGGAAGAUCUGAUUGAAAUGCUAUCAGAGCUAGUGAAGAUGGCUUACUUGGUUGAGUUUGAUGAAGACGCUUUAGAGUUCCUUAUGAAGUCCAAGAACCUUGAGGUCUAUGAAGAAGAUGAGAAACUUAUCUCAGAUGCCUUCUCCCACAAGUAAAACUAAUCUCAGAUGC
Brassica oleracea var. oleracea is the source of this 6038-nucleotide messenger RNA. RefSeq lists its product as uncharacterized. Bases 335 to 6022 code for a protein of 1895 amino acids. The transcript has 3 exons. Gene Ontology annotation, molecular function: DNA binding. The record is from RefSeq and is a predicted model, not a curated record. Lineage: Eukaryota; Viridiplantae; Streptophyta; Magnoliopsida; Brassicales; Brassicaceae.